Monomorium pharaonis (pharaoh ant) is the source of this 2937-nucleotide messenger RNA. Its product is annotated as general transcription factor IIH subunit 3-like. Gene Ontology annotation, biological process: nucleotide-excision repair; regulation of DNA-templated transcription. The record is from RefSeq and is a predicted model, not a curated record. Gene Ontology annotation, cellular component: transcription factor TFIIH core complex; transcription factor TFIIH holo complex. The transcript is spliced from 7 exons. Bases 760 to 2181 code for a protein of 473 amino acids. Lineage: Eukaryota; Metazoa; Arthropoda; Insecta; Hymenoptera; Formicidae.
AGAAGGCCGUUGAGCUUUCCGGGCGUAGGUUAGGUUAUUUACGGAAAGCUACUCCUUUUAGAACGGCGGCAAAAGCGGUUUGAAGCUUAAUACCUCUCGAAAAUAAUCAAUGGCAAUAAUAAAGAUCGCGGCCGAACGUCCGACGGUCGCCCCUCCCCCUCUCCUCUACCCCUCGUGAUGCGUCGUUUCCGCCGCAAAUUGAGAGGAACGAAGCGAGAGGAACGAGUUUGAAAUGAGGCUAAAAUUAGGCUGAGAAGAAAUGAGGAACGCGCCGCCGGAGGAGCAGACGAUUAGGUACAGGAUCGUCGGGGUCUGCGUGCGGAUGUCUACCACCUACCUUUGCCAACGUCGAACGACGUGACGACCGCGUCGCAGAGGAGGACGCUCGGCGUGGGCGCGAAAUCCGGAUCGUCCGCGUCGAAGGACACGCUCUCCUCGAAUUCCGUCAGCGUCGUCGCUGCCGUCGCCUCCGUCGUUGCCGGCCGAUGCAUCGCGGACGAGGCGCCGGGAAGGGGAGGGAAAAUCUCGGCGGUUCGGUUCUCUGAAACAAUAUCGCGGGUGAGGGAGACAGUUUUGAGUGAGUGAGCCCGCGUGUGAAAUACUACGCUCGCAUUUCUGCGGAAUCGUGGAAACUGUCAAGCCGCGCCGCGGAACGUGAACGCGACGCGCGUCUCCGUUCCGACAAGGAUUAUUGCAGAUACAAUAAAGUAUCAUGUGCUUCUUGUCUCGUGUCACUCUUUAUCGUGCACGCGUGUACAUAUGUUUAGGUCUAAUUACUCGAGUAUUUCAAGGCUGGACACGUUCACACGUUCCGCGGCGUUCGAUCGUUUUCACGAGACUUUCUCAGCGCGCGACAAGAGGCCGCGGCGGGCGGACUGUGAAGCUGAAGAGACGACAAAUACGUAUAUAUAUGUACAUCGCGCACGAUUACGGAAUUACAUGGAUAUUGCGUGGCGGCAGCUAUUACCUGUGAUUCGAGCCAUUAUGAAGAAGAAAAAGAAGUCGAUGACCCGUAGUCGCUCUCAGGUUUCAAGUUCUUCUCUGGAAAAGAUCAACAAAAUGGCAACUGAAAUAGAGACGAGCUUGCUGGUGAUCGUUCUGGAUGUAAGUUCAUUACAACGGAUAGUAAAGCAAGAAAUGAAGAUACUACCACUGUGUUUAGACUCCACAAUUGUCUUUGCAAAAGCUCAUCUCAUACAGUCAUCUAAUAAUGAAUUGGCUAUAAUGGUAUGCCAUAACCACAGUACUAAAUUCCUCUACCCUUGUGAAAUCACAGCAGAAAUAAGGCAGAUGGAUGACCAGUACGAAAAGUUUACUAUGAUGGAACAUACGGUGCGUCAACAAUUGCAGAGAAUUAUCAGCGAGAAUAUUCUACUAUGGGCAUUCCCCAUGAAUAUUCCACUGAACAUAAGUCUCAUCUCUGGUGCGCUCAACAUGGCAUUGUGCUAUAUCGCUCGAUUAAAGAGCGAAAAGAUCGCCAGUCAAAAGUUGCAUCCUAGAAUACUAGUCAUUACAGCCAGCAACGACUCAGCAACUCAGUACAUGAACUACAUGAAUAUAUUCUUCACUGCACAAAGAAUGAAUGUCAUUUUGGAUGUGUGCAGUCUGGAUCAGGAACUGACACUGUUGCAACAAGGCUGUGACAUUACUGGUGGCAAUUAUCUGAAGGUGCCGCAGCUUGACGAAUUACUGCAAGAUUUAUUGUGUGUUUUCCUGCCUGAUCCUAGUGUUAGGUCAGAAUUGGUUCUUCCUUCGCCAGUAAAAGUGGAUUAUAGAGCAGCAUGUUUUUGUCAUCAGGAGCUUAUUGAUAUUGGAUAUGUUUGUUCUAAAUGUUUUACAAUUUUCUGCAAGUUCAAUUCAAUAUGCACCACUUGUCACACGGUAUUCAAAAUGCCGGGACGUAUGUCGAUGAAGAUGAAGAACAAGUCUAUGUGUGGUUCUCGCCGCACAUUAUUUGUAUAUUCUGUCACAGUCGAAUAUCUAAAGCAACAAAGGCUAAAAGAUAUAGUGAAGUACGUCAUAUGGAUAAUGAAAUGUUUUGCUGCACUAAUAAUAUUCCUAAAUCUAUAUUAUAAUAGCCUGUAUGAUACAAUUCCAAUAGACCUUCGUAUACAUGGCAUAACAUUUGAUGGCAAUCAGACGACGUAUUGCAGUGGUCCUCCAUCUAAAGACACAAUUUAAUUUGAAAAUUUAGGCUAUUAUACAAAUAUUUAAUCAUCAUAAUAAACAACUUUGCAUGUGUCGCACAUGUGUGUAGAAAUUAAUGUUAGCAUAGAUUCUUAAUAAAUGUAUAAUUUUUCAGCAUUUAAAUUUUUAAAUAACUAUAAUUUGUUCUUUAAAAUCUGUUCUUCUAUAACUUUCAAGUUUUCGAUCAAAAAAUUAUCGAAAUUAUGUACUGUAUUCAGGCCCGGUUCCACAACUCACGGUUAAAUUAACCGGCCGAUUAUUCCAUUGUAAUUGAUCAAUCGUAUUUGUUAAUUUUGCUUAACGACAAAUACGAUUGGUCAAUUCCAAUGGAAUAAUCGGCCAGUUAAUUUAACCGUAAGUUGUGAAACCGGGCCUCAGUGAUAUCCCAACUAACGAUGCCAGUUCAGGGCAGCGAUCAUGUAAUUUUUUCCUUAAGGCGAAAACUUGAAAAGUGAAAAGUUUCAUGUAACUAUCUCUUUCUAUUGGUGUUGAAUAGAAAGAGACAGUGCUCUAGUUUACGCAACUUGCGUUCGAUGAUAGCAUCAAAAGACAGUCCAUCUGGCUCAAAACCGUGCCAAAAAUGUCUCAAAGACAUUUUAUAGCAUUGUGGAAAACUAUGACAUGUUUUCUGCUCAACCCGAAGAACGGGGAACAUCAUUGUAUCGCUUCCAUAGGUAACAUAUUUGUAUUGUAUCUAGAAAUUUCAUUUUGUAAUAUAAUAUUUGGUUAAAUAAAACAAUACAAAAAUUA